Emys orbicularis (European pond turtle) is the source of this 1473-nucleotide messenger RNA. RefSeq names its product solute carrier family 38 member 1 (gene SLC38A1). Lineage: Eukaryota; Metazoa; Chordata; Testudines; Emydidae. Gene Ontology annotation, molecular function: L-glutamine transmembrane transporter activity. Gene Ontology annotation, cellular component: plasma membrane. Bases 1 to 1473 code for a protein of 490 amino acids. Gene Ontology annotation, biological process: L-glutamine transport; amino acid transmembrane transport. The record is from RefSeq and is a predicted model, not a curated record. The transcript has 15 exons.
AUGCCUUUCAAAAGCGGAUUAGAAUUAACUGAGUUGCAGAAUAUGACUGUCCCUGAGGAUGAUAACAUCAGCAAUGAUUCAAAUGAUUUUACAGAGGUAGAAAAUGGCCAGAUAAAUAGCAAGUUUAUUUCGGAUCGGGAGAGCCGAAGAAGUCUCACAAACAGUCACUUGGAAAAAAAGAAAUGUGAAGAAUAUAUUCCAGGAACAACCUCAUUGCAAAUAUCUGUCUUUAAUCUCAGCAACGCCAUUAUGGGUAGUGGAAUUUUAGGUCUUGCCUUUGCAUUAGCCAACACAGGAAUCAUCCUUUUUGUGUUUCUAUUGUCUUCAGUGACAUUGCUGUCUAUUUAUUCAAUAAAUCUCCUGUUGAUAUGUUCAAAGGAAACAGGCUGCAUGGUGUAUGAAAAGCUUGGCGAGCAGGUCUUUGGCACUCCAGGAAAAAUCAUUGUUUUUGGAUCCACUUCUCUCCAGAAUACUGGAGCAAUGCUGAGCUAUCUCUUCAUAGUAAAAAAUGAGCUGCCUUCUGCCAUAAAGUUUCUUAUGGGAAAAGAAGAAGCAUUUUCGGCAUGGUAUGUGGAUGGGCGAAUUCUUGUUGUAGCCGUGACAUUUACUAUAAUCCUCCCCCUGUGUCUUCUUAAGAACUUAGGGUAUCUUGGAUAUACUAGUGGAUUUUCCCUUGGUUGCAUGGUUUUUUUCCUCAUAGUGGUUAUCUACAAGAAAGUUCAACUUUCCUGCCCAGUACUGGAGCCAAGUGCAACAUCAUCUAUCAUAUCAAAUGUUAGCUCAACACAUGAAGAGAUGUGUCAAGCAAAGUAUGUUACCUUUAAUUCCAAGACUGUUUAUGCUUUGCCUACCCUUGCAUUUGCAUUUGUGUGCCACCCAUCGGUCCUUCCAAUUUACAGCGAACUUAAAGAUCGCACACAGAAGAGAAUGCAAAUGGUUUCAAAUAUCUCAUUUUUUGCCAUGUUCGUUAUGUACUUAAUGACUGCCGUUUUUGGCUAUUUCACUUUCUAUGACAAUGUGCACUCAGAUCUGCUUCACAACUACCAGAGUAGAGAUGACAUCCUCAUCCUGACAGUGCGUGUGGCUGUCAUUUUUGCAGUCAUACUCACAGUGCCAGUGCUGUUUUUCACUGUGCGUUCUUCUUUAUUUGAGCUGGCUAAAAAAACAAAAUAUGACUUAUGCCAUCAUAUUGUGGUUACUAUUGUCCUCCUGAUUUUCAUCAACCUGUUAGUAAUUUUUAUCCCCUCAAUGAAGGAUAUUUUUGGAGUUGUAGGAGUAACUUCUGCCAAUAUGUUGAUUUUCAUUAUUCCUUCAUCGCUGUAUUUAAAAAUCACACACCGGGAUACGGAAAAAUUUACUCAGAGGAUUUGGGCUUCUCUUUUCAUGGCAUUGGGAAUAUUGUUUUCCCUAGUGAGCAUUCCUUUGGUCAUCUAUGACUGGGUGCACUCAGGAGACAAUGCUGAAGGCAACUGA